AUGCGAGCCUCGCCGGCGGUCCACGUUUUUGCCUUCGCAGACUCGGCGCAUCCGAACCUUUGCACUCUCGCGAGCUCGGUGGCCUCGGCAGGCGGAAGCCUCAAUGUGGUCGGCCUGGGCUACGAAGAGGAAAUGCCUUUCGGAGCAGUUCCCCGCGAGGCAUUGGACUCCAUCGCGGAGGCCUUGGCCGAGCAGGGCAAGGCCUGGUACUGA
Symbiodinium sp. CCMP2456 is the source of this 213-nucleotide messenger RNA. The record is from the annotation of a GenBank genome assembly. NCBI's taxonomy places the organism in Eukaryota, Dinophyceae, Suessiales, Symbiodiniaceae.